Molecule: messenger RNA, 885 nt
Organism: Dermacentor silvarum
Lineage: Eukaryota; Metazoa; Arthropoda; Arachnida; Ixodida; Ixodidae
Product: maleylacetoacetate isomerase
Exons: 7
Coding region: 151-828 (225 amino acids)
Biological process (GO): glutathione metabolic process; L-phenylalanine catabolic process
Cellular component (GO): mitochondrion; cytoplasm
Molecular function (GO): maleylacetoacetate isomerase activity; glutathione transferase activity
Source: RefSeq, a predicted model, not a curated record
AAAACGAAAACCAUCGCUGUGCACAGCGUCAACCGAGUCCACACAAGCAGACGGCAAGUGCUUGGCGAGCGAAGUAGCGCUGUUGUAGUUAGCUGCGAACUUUUUCUGCGUGCACUUUGCGGCUGUUCGCUCGUCUGAAAAGCACCCACCAUGUCGAAGCCGGUUCUCCUGUCCAGCUUUAUUAGUUCCUGCGCCUGGCGCGUUCGCAUCGUCUUGGAAGUGAAGAAGAUUGACUUCGAAUAUCGGGCAGUGGACUUGAAGCCCAACGGUGAGCAGCAAACUGCGAAAUUCAAAACGGCAAACCCAAUGGGCCAAGUUCCUGUUUUGCUUGCCGACGGAAAGCCCAUCAGCCAAUCGGUGGCCAUUAUGGAGUACUUGGAGGAGAAAUAUCCUGAAACAAGGAUGCUACCUACAGACCCCUACCAGAGGGCCAAGUGUCGAGAGGUUGUGGAGCUCCUUGUUUCGGGAGUCCAGCCCCUGCAGAGCAUCGGCCUGAUCCCUCUUCUCGGCAAAAUGGAAUGGAAGAAGUGGGCCGAUCGCACCAUCACGCGUGGCUUCGCAGCCCUGGAAGCCAUCUUUGCGGAGACAGCCGGCAGAUACUGCUUUGGAGAUGAGGUGACAUUUGCAGAUGCCUGCCUCGUACCUCAAGUGUGCAAUGCAUACCGGUUCGGUGUUGACGUAACACCCUUCCCAACGGUGCGGCGGAUAUACGAAGAGCUUCAGCAGCACCCGCUUGUCAAGAAGGCUGAUCCGUCGUGCCAGCCAGACACCCCUCCAACGGGUGUGCCCAACACAGUCAACCUUUUCAAGGGCCCUGGGGACCAAUAACAGUAGUAGUCAUGUUGAAGUCUAUAUUUUGGUGAAAUUAAACUAGCAUUUUUAAGA